Molecule: messenger RNA, 559 nt
Organism: Paramecium pentaurelia
Lineage: Eukaryota; Ciliophora; Oligohymenophorea; Peniculida; Parameciidae
Source: the annotation of a GenBank genome assembly
AUGUCUAUCUCAAGUGAUAUCCCAUUUACACCAACUCAAACAAAAACUACUCUUCCUGUUCCUCGUUCUGCCAGAUCUCUUAUAAAAAGGGAAAAGUAAUAUAAAUUAGAUGUCCUUUUGAAAAACUAAAAAGGAAAGUAAACAAUUAAGAAAAGAAUCAAACGUAAAAGACUAUUCUCUGGAUUAAAACGUACAGUUAGUAACUAUAGGGGUCGAAUUCCAUAGUCUGAAACUUUUACUCUUAAUGAAGAUCGCUUAAUACUCUCUUCUGUAAUAAAAUUAGGACCUAAAUUCAAAGUGAUUUCCUAAUAUUUUCCAUCAAAAUCAUUAAGUGCAGUCAAAAAUCGUUACUAUAAGUAUUUGAGAUAUCGUUGGAUUCAAAUUAUGGGCAAGUAUUUAUUUUUGCUAAUAAAUAAGGGAUUUUGAAAGUUUAUUAAAAGAAAGCUAAUAAAUUAUAAGACAAGAUGAUGAAAUUGUAGAUACUGCAGAGCUAUUCCCAGAAGUAAAAGAUAUAUUAAAAAAUAUGAUAACAAAUAUCAAAUCUUUAAUUUAAUCAUGA